AUACAACACAACCAACACAUCUUUAGCAUAAACAUAAAUUAUGUAGUACGUGGUUGCUAUGAGAAACUCCAAUGAAGGCGUCCUUCUACUAUCUAUUCACUUUACCACAAUGGUCCCUCUGUUACGGAAAAACACCAAAAGUGCGAAGCUACCGGAUGGUUUAUCUGCAGUACUUCGAUUACCUCAGCCAUUUCCUGUCCCGACAUAGCAACGAAAAAGGCGUUCUUCCGAUUCGUGUGGCAACAAAGUAAGGAGUGAGACAUGGCAGUUAAGCUAUACAGUUUUGCUUUACCGUUGCUGUAGUGCAUGUAGUCUUUGGUUUAAUUUUCAUGCACAACUGUCUGAAAACACGUUAACUGUUUCGUUGCUCAUAAUGAUGGAAAACGUACACUUGGCACCAGAGGAUGCUGACGACCUUUAUUCAGGCUACAAUGACUACACUCCAACUUACGACACUGAGGACCUGGACAAUGAUAUGGCCUUCCAGCAAGCUUUGCAAACUAGCUAUGGAAGAAGACCUCCAGUGACUGCUAAAUUUCCAGGUACAGCAGCAGCAGCCAGACCUUUGGGUACAGGAUACGGGGCUAGAAUACCACUAGCAUCAUCAAUGGGACGACCAGUGACCGGAGCUGUACAGGAGGGAGCUGCUCGACCAAUGACAGCUGUGCGUGCUGCUGGCUUCUCCUCAAAAGCAUUACGAGGGACAGCAUUUGAUCCACUUGGGCAGUCAAAAGGACCUGCUCUUCCUUUAGAAAUGAAGAAUGAAGACUCUCCAGAAGAGAAGAUUAAACAACUAGAGAAGAAAGUUAAUGAACUAAUUGAAGAGAGCUGCAUAAGCAGUAGUCGUGGAGAGUUACGGCUGGCAUUGGAAAAGGCAAAAGAAGCAGGAAGAAAGGAAAGAGUACUUGUGAGACAACGAGAUCAAGCUUCAUCUGCUGAUCACAUCAACCUAGAUUUAACAUACUCUGUCCUCUUUAAUUUAGCAAGUCAGUACUCUGCUAAUGAAAUGUAUGCUGAAGCACUAAACACGUAUCAAGUAAUAGUAAAGAACAAGAUGUUCAGCAAUGCAGGAAGACUAAAGGUGAAUAUGGCAAACAUUUAUUUCAAGCAAAGGAACUAUCCUAAAGCAAUAAAAUUCUACCGUAUGGCUUUGGAUCAGAUCACAAGUGCACACAAAGAACUGAAGAUUAAAGUAAUGCAGAAUGUUGGAGUGGUAUUUAUAAAGAUGGGUCAAUACUCAGAUGCUAUCACUUCUUUUGAACACAUCAUGAGUGAAAGCCCAAACUUGAGGACUGGGUUCAACCUGAUCCUGUGCUAUUUUGCAACUGGAGAUCGUGAGAAAAUGAAGAAAGCCUUUCAGAAGCUUCUAGCAGUUCCACUGGGGAUCGAUGAUGAGGACAAAUACAUUGUACACAAUGAUGAUCCCCACACAAACCUAGUGAUAGAAGCUAUUAAGAAUGAUCAUCUAAGGCAAAUGGAACAGGAAAGAAAAGCACUGGCAGAAAGGUUUAUCAUGACAGCAGCGAAACUGAUCGCACCAGCCAUUGAAACCUCCUUUGCUGCUGGUUAUGAUUGGUGCGUUGAAAUGGUAAAAACAUCUCAGUACGUGGAGCUUGCAAAUGACCUUGAAAUAAACAAAGCUAUUACUUAUUUAAGACAAAAAGAUUUCAACCAGGCUGUGGAAACUCUAAAAAUGUUUGAGAAAAAAGAGAGUCGGGUCAAAAGUGCAGCUGCAACCAAUCUCUCUUUUCUUUAUUUUCUGGAAAAUGAAAUUGUGCAGGCAGACAGUUAUGCUGACGUGGCAAUAAAUUCUGACCGGUACAAUCCUGCAGCGCUUACAAAUAAAGCAAAUAUAUUAUUCACAAGUGGCGACUAUGAAAAAGCUGCAGAGUUUUUUAAAGAAGCACUUGCAAAUGAUUCCUCCUGCACUGAAGCUCUUUAUAAUCUUGGUCUGACAUACAAGAGGUUAAGCAGGUUGGAAGAUGCUUUGGAUUGUUUUCUAAAAUUACAUGCCAUCCUAAGGAACAGUUCACAAGUGGUCUACCAGAUAGCAAACUUAUAUGAAAUAUUAGAGGACCCUGGCCAAGCCAUUGACUGGCUAAUGCAGCUAAUUAGCCUAGUUCCAACAGAUUCACAAGUACUGGCAAAGUUAGGAGAGCUGUACGACAAUGAAGGAGACAAGUCACAAGCAUUUCAGUACUACUUUGAGUCGUACAGGUAUUUCCCUUCAAACAUUGAUGUCAUUGAAUGGUUGGGAGUCUAUUACAUUGAAACGCAAUUCUGUGAAAAAGCUGUUCAGUAUUUUGAGAGAGCUGCACUUAUACAACCAUCUCAAGUGAAAUGGCAAUUAGCAAUAGCUAGCUGUUACAGAAGAAGUGGAAACUACCAGAAGGCAUUGGACACAUACAAGAACAUUCACAAAAAGUUCCCAGAAAAUGUUGAAUGUUUACGAUUCUUGGUUCGCUUGUGCACUGAUCUUGGAUUAAAAGAAGUUCAAGAAUAUGCCACAAAGUUGAAGAAAGUAGAAAAAAUGAGAGAGAUGCGAGAACAGCGAGUAAAGUCUGGCAGUGCACGUGGUCGCAGAGAAGGCAGUGCUGGUAGUGAUAGUGGACAAAGUAAUCAAAGCACCAGUGCUAAAGGGGAGCGUGUAAGUGCCAAGCUAAGAUCUCUACCUGGGGUUAAUGAGCCAUAUGAAGCUAGCAGUAAUAAGGAAAUAGAUGCCUCUUAUGCGGAUCCAUUGGGCCCACAAAUUGAAAGACCAAAAACUGCUGCCAAGAAACGUGCUGAAGAAGAUGAUUUUGCAGAUGAAGAGUUGGGGGAUGAUUUGCUUCCAGAUUAAGCAUUUUUGCUCACUUAAAAGUUGCAUAAACUUCAUGUUGCAAAACAUAUACUUCAAAGUAAUUUAUUUCAGCACCUCAUUUGUGAUGCAGUUUAUUUACAAAAAUGUUAUUAAAUUGUAUUUUUUAAACACUACUGCAUGGAAAUUAAUGUGCUAUUUUGGAAUAAUGGCCUACACCCACUAAGUCGGAACACAAGGCAUACCCAAAAGCUUUAAUCACCUAAGAAGGGCUGUAAUCUCAUGAUAUCACAUUCAUGUGGUGUAUCUCAUUUCACUUGUGAAAUGGGUAAUUUUUGUACAUUUUAUACAUUGUAUGCAUCUUUUAAUAUGUUACUUCCAGCUAGUCCAUUGUGCUAAGCCCAAGUGAUAUCUAGUUUGAAGAAAUGAUAUUUAUCCUGUAGUUGUGUAAUAUUUAUGUACUCUGUAUAUUUUGUUUGUAUAUGUAAUAACAUUAAAUUGUGUUUACUGA
Molecule: messenger RNA, 3308 nt
Organism: Protopterus annectens (West African lungfish)
Lineage: Eukaryota; Metazoa; Chordata; Ceratodontiformes; Protopteridae
Gene: IFT88
Product: intraflagellar transport 88
Exons: 26
Coding region: 374-2839 (821 amino acids)
Biological process (GO): kidney development; intraciliary transport; inner ear receptor cell stereocilium organization
Cellular component (GO): ciliary base; centriole; ciliary basal body
Molecular function (GO): kinesin binding
Source: RefSeq, a predicted model, not a curated record